Molecule: messenger RNA, 1935 nt
Organism: Soboliphyme baturini
Lineage: Eukaryota; Metazoa; Nematoda; Enoplea; Dioctophymatida; Soboliphymatidae
Source: the annotation of a GenBank genome assembly
AAAGAAAUGGAGACGUUCGGCUACAAUCAAGGGUGGCCGCCAGGGUCGAAAGCGUCCUACAAUACGGUUCCUUCAAGCGACGGCGUCAACGGCGGUCUGAAAGAGUAUCGGUUCGGUGACGUAUCGGCAGCGUCUGUCAGUUCCAACAUCGCGAGUCCAAUUUCUCUGAGGAACGGUCAAUCGAUUACAAGGGCAAACAGCGUAUCUCCAAUGCUGGAGAAACGUACUAAUGGCAGCGCCACGAAGUUCGACACUAUCUCCAGGGUUUGUUCGAAGCGUUCUGAGAGCGACGGUCAGAAAUUCUGGUCCGUCAAGUCCAGCGACAGUAGGUCGCACGAUUUCAAUAUGCGACUUGACACGUCAUUCGAUAUAUUGAUCGAUGCCCUACAACUAUAUGCUGACAAGUUUCGCGAAGAACUGAACGCACUGAAAGAGCUUGACACCGAAUCGUGUGUCUAUCCGGACCAGCAGAUGAAAAUCACCGAGCGUUAUCUCAAGAGACUCGAGUUCAAAGUGAGUGCCGCUCGUGAGUUGAAGGAGCAGUAUGAGCAGAUAUACACGUGGAAGCAGGAGGCGACUUUGAGUCGAAGAGGACUGACCGGCAAGGCGUCUCAAAGUCUGAAAAGCGGCUUGAAGCAGCUCAGCGACAAGGUGAUCAAAAUUCAAAGCGAGCUGGAGGCACUGACAGGCAAUCUGAAGUUCGUUCCGAAGGGCAUCGUCGGCUUCGCGCGACUAAUGUCCGGGGACAUCUACGAAGUUUCUCUGAAGCACGGAAAUCAGAAGUGGCGAUGUCGCACGAAAAUUGGCGCCAAUAGAAAACAUACGUGGAUUCCGAGUGAAGUGCUUUUCAAAUGUCUUCUGGAUGACCUGCUUGAAAUAAAGGUUUACGAAGUCAAGGGUUUCGGCAAAUGCUUGCACCUGUUCGAAAACACCAUCGAUCCGAUGGAACUGCUCAAGCCCGAUGCCCAGCUGAUGAACAUGGAUCUGAACCGCUCCGGCACGCUCAAACUUAGUAUGAUGAUCAGCUGGGAUGCCUUGGAUCUGAACUGCAUCAUGCAGUUGCCGGUCGUCGGCGCCAGCUCCAGGUCACUCACGAACCUGAACGAUACCGGAAAGAAGAAGGUCCGACCGGUAACCUGGUACCCGAACAUGAACGAAGUCGGUACUACAGUAAACGGCUCGCAGAUGCCAAAACUCGUUGAUUCUCUUCCGCGAAGGAGGACAACUGAAAUCGGCGUUAACAUCAUCCCGCGCAUUUCGCCCAAGCCCCUGAUCCAUUCCGAUGACCCCAUUUUGACGUUGCUUCAAAAGGUCAAGAAUAGUGUCGAAGCUCUGACGGACGAAUACGUUCAGCUGAAUGACUUGGUGGUUGUGCUAACGCAGCUGCUUAUCGAAUAUAAGGGGUACCGCAUUCGAGUUUCGCCAGGUUCAGAUUCUAUGAAGAAUACGUCUGAUCUUAACCGUCAUAUGGCCAACCUGAACUUAGAAAGUGAGAAAAUGGCCAGUUUAUCAACGCCGAUGACGGGGCACGGCCCCCUUCGUUAUCGUGAACGCAUGUCGAUUGUGAAACUGUUGUCGGAGACGGUUAUCUUGGCGCACCUCAAACGUCUUAUAGAGUCAGCUCCUCAGCUACCAAAGAUUACCCAAGUGCUCGCUGAUCAACGUACGUCAACCGACCUGCAGAACGUGUGGUUGUCUGCCUGCAGGAAGCAGAGCCGAUUCACUUUGCCUAGCAACGUUCUUUCAGAUGAGAUCAGCAGGUGGUACAGCGUCAUCGUUACCUGUCGCUAUCCAGAGUUGCAGAAUAAAGGCUCUCUCCUUCUGGCAUCGGAGACGCUGCAAUGUCUUGAAUGUAAUGUGGCUCUCAGGCAGCUGAAUUUUCUGGAAUGGAAGAAAGCGUCGAAGCUGUCUUUCAGGAUUAUAGUAAUCCAGUAA